This is a messenger RNA of Nothobranchius furzeri (turquoise killifish), 1769 nucleotides long. It is a transcript of the gene krt18a.1, whose product is annotated as keratin 18a, tandem duplicate 1. The record is from RefSeq and is a predicted model, not a curated record. Gene Ontology annotation, molecular function: structural molecule activity. Gene Ontology annotation, cellular component: keratin filament; cytoskeleton. Gene Ontology annotation, biological process: intermediate filament cytoskeleton organization. NCBI's taxonomy places the organism in Eukaryota, Metazoa, Chordata, Actinopteri, Cyprinodontiformes, Nothobranchiidae.
UCCCUUCUCCUCCUGCCUUGUGUCUGAGCUCCAGUCUCUGCCUGCUCCUCUUGUGUUUUCUUCCCUUCACCUCACAGAGUGUCUGACUGAGUCUCCAGCAACCAUGCAAACCUCCAGGCAAACUACAUACUCCAUGCGCUCUUCUAGUAGCAGCAGGGCUCCUGCCGUGUCAAUCACACGCACCUCUGCCCCUCUCUACAAGGCCCCAUCCAUUCACGGUGGGGCCGGUGGCUCCCGCAUCAGCGUCUCCGCCGUCCGCUCUCUGGGAGCUGGGAUGGGACUCGGAGCAGCAGGAGCGGGGGGAUUCUCCAACAGCAUCCAGGUGAGCGGAAACAGCGCAGACAUCAUGGGCAAUGAGAAGUUUGCCAUGCAGAACCUGAACGAUCGGCUGGCCAAUUACCUGGAGACAGUGAGGAGCCUGGAGACGGCCAACCACAAGCUGGAGAUCCAGAUCAAGGAAGCCCUGGAAAAGAGCGGACCGGACUUCAGAGACUACAGCAAGUAUCAGGGCAUCGUGGAUGACCUGAGGAAGAAGAUUUUCGACGCCACCAUCGAUAACGCGCGGCUGGUCCUGAGCAUCGACAACGCCCGCCUGGCUGCUGAUGACUUCAGAGUAAAAUACGAGUCUGAGCUGGCCAUCCGCCAGUCUGUUGAAGCUGACAUCGUCGGUCUGAGGAAACUCAUCGAUGACACCAACCUGAGCCGCAUGAACCUGGAGAGUGAGAUUGAAGCCCUGAAAGAGGAGCUCAUCCACCUUAAAAAGAACCACGAAGUCGAGGUUAUGGAGCUUCGAAACCAGAUUUCCCAGUCCGGCGUUCACGUAGACGUCGACGCACCUAAAGGUCAAGAUCUGGCUCAGGUCAUGGCAGAAAUUAGGGCCAAGUAUGAGAAGAUGGCACAGAAGAACCAACAGGAACUCAAAGCAUGGCACGAAUCUCAGAUGACAGAGGUGCAGACUCAGGUGACCCAGAACACAGAGGCCCUGAAGGGCGCCCACACAGAGCUGAAUGAUCUGCGCAGACAGCUCCAAACCCUGGAGAUUGAACUGGAGUCCCAGAAGAGCCUGAAAGCCUCCCUGGAGGGAACGCUGAGGGACACAGAGCUGCGUUACAACAUGGAGGUCGAGUCUCUCAACUCCAUCAUCCUGGGUCUGGAGGCGGAGCUCACACAGCUGCGUAACAGCAUCCAGCUGCAGACGCAGGAUUACGAGUCCCUGCUGAAUAUAAAGAUGAAGCUGGAGGCCGAGAUUGCGACAUACCGACGCCUGCUGGAUGGUGGAGACUUCAAGCUUCAGGAUGCUUUGGAAGAGCAGAAAACCGUGAAGACCAAAGUAAUGACGGUCACACAGACCCUGGUGGACGGGAAAGUGGUCUCCUCCAGCACAGAAACCAAGAACCUUUAAACACAGUAAACACUAACACUAGAGAAGAAGUAGCCAGUUCUUUCUCCCUGUGACUUUCUCUUACCAGCAGCUGCAGAGGCCGAUCUAAACCAAAACGAGACCACAGCAAACCCAAAACCAUCUGUUAUUUAUUUCAUCACAAUUUAUUUAUCUCAUUGUUUGUUAAGCUGUAGUUGUUUACAACAAAUUAAAAUCGGAGGACUUUUUUUUCAGCCAAAUUCGUCAAAGAGCAUUUCAAAGUAAUGGUUUUCAAAAAUCAAAUGCCAAUUUUUAUAUGUAAUGCCCCUUUUCCUUAGUUUCCCUUUUGUUCCAGUGCCCUCGGCCCGCUGCGAUGAUCAGACAUUUCAAUAAACCUUUUCUGAGAAAA